Molecule: messenger RNA, 732 nt
Organism: Aureobasidium musti
Lineage: Eukaryota; Fungi; Ascomycota; Dothideomycetes; Dothideales; Saccotheciaceae
Source: the annotation of a GenBank genome assembly
AUGGGUUUCUUCGCUCAAACAUGGACCUUAACGAAGAAAAAUCUUUUGAUAGUUCUAGGACGGCACUGGUUCACGACUACUGUCCGAGCAUUCCUGGCACCGAUCAUCUUCUUCUUUAUCAUUUCUUACUGUAAAAACUUCUUCGUACCGCCCUCAGACUUUGGCGUGGGCUCUCCAACUACACUCUGGACAUUUGAGGAAGCACUCCAUGCAGGAACAACUGGACGCAGCACAGUAGCUUUUGUCGCAAAUGGUCAAGCUUCCGAAGUCACAAAUAUCAUCGAUCAGCUAUCAAACACCGUCAGAGCAAGUGGCAAAACUCCCGUCACUCUGUCUAGCCAAGUUGAGCUUCUGCAAACGUGCAAAAGCUCUGUACGCGGAGUCUCUGGUUGUUUUGCCGCAUUAGAAUUCCACAAUUCUCCUAGUAAUGGUGGCGUCUGGAACUACACAAUCCGGGCCGAUGGAUCUCUUGGUGAAAGGAUUUUCGUGAAUAGCAACGAUAAUGAUGCACAGAUUUAUGCUCUCCCUCUCCAGCAUGCCGUGGACGCCCUUAUCGCUUCUUCAGAGGGAUCUUCAAUCCCUAUACCUCAGCAGUACCCUUAUACUGAUGCGACCCCUGAAGAGCGGGAGAGAAACAUCACACGGCUAUACAUGGGUACUCUGAUCAGCAUCCUUGGUCUGGCCUACUUUAUUGGUUUUGUUGGUAUAUGCUACCAGCUAACAGGUCAGUAA